Myotis brandtii (Brandt's bat) is the source of this 1127-nucleotide messenger RNA. RefSeq names its product integrin beta 3 binding protein (beta3-endonexin) (gene ITGB3BP). The record is from RefSeq and is a predicted model, not a curated record. Bases 106 to 789 code for a protein of 227 amino acids. Gene Ontology annotation, cellular component: nucleoplasm. NCBI's taxonomy places the organism in Eukaryota, Metazoa, Chordata, Mammalia, Chiroptera, Vespertilionidae. The transcript is spliced from 10 exons. Gene Ontology annotation, biological process: regulation of DNA-templated transcription; CENP-A containing chromatin assembly.
GCCCGCGCUUUUCAGGCUCCGCGUUUCCUUCGGGAGGUUCUGUCUGCGGAGGAGGUUGCUCGCUUAGUUUGAUGCAGCGGCAGUGGUCCUUCCCUCAGUGUGGAAAUGCCUGUUAAAAGAUCACUGAAAUUGGAUGAUCCAUUCGAAGCACAUUCAUUUGAGCCUUCAAGAAUCACAAGGAAGAGAGGUUUUACAAAUUAUUCUCCAUCAACUGGAACUUGUCGAUUGAGCCCAUAUGCUUCUCCCACAAACUCUAAAGAACAAGAGCACAAAAAUGGACCUACAAAUGGAAAGAAAAAAAAAUUGAAUCAUCUCAGUUUAACCCAGAGAAAUAAAUCUACGACAAAAGACGAUGAACUGGGGCCCACAUCGGGACCUGAGCCUGCAGCCACUUCUUGGUCAUGGGCGUGCCAGUAUUGCCCUAGGACGGGCGCAGAGACUGCAGCGGAGCAGCAGCGAGCCUACCGAAGUGAUGAAAGAGGACAUCCCUGUCUUGUUCCCCAUCUUAAGGGAAAUGCUUUUAGUUUUUGCCCAUUGAAUAUGAUGUUGGCUGUUGGUUUGUCAUGUUGCCUUUAUUAUGAUGAGGCUUUGAAGGACAGUAGAAAGCUUCAAAAUCUCAUUGGUAUCUCUUAUGGACCAUGUUUCUUAAAAAGAGAAAUGAAGAAAACAAAAGAACUAAUGACAAAAGUAAUAAAACAAAAACUGUUUGAAAAGAAGAGUUCAGAACUUUCUAACAAAGAGUUACGUCAACUUGACAGCUAUGAAUUCCUGAAGGCCAUUUUAAAUUGAGGCAUUCAGAAGAAGUGUAUUCACUCUGAACACCAACUUCUGCAUCUGCCUGAUCAUAUUUAAAGGAACAGAAGAAAUGUUUGUAAUUAAUCUGCCCAGUAAAUACCAGAUCACAGCACUAGGCAGGUGCGUGUCUAGAUAAAAUUUCUUGCAGCUAAUUUAAACUUUCUACACACACCAGUAGAUAAUCUCAAUGUAAAUAAUACAUUUCUUCUUGACCCUUUAAUGAAUAAGCCAACAUGUAGACAAGUAUCUUGACUUUUAUUCUAUAUCAUGUAUGUUUCUGUAUACUUUUAGCAUUUGUGGAUAGAUUUAAUAAAGCAUUUAUGAAAAUGGCA